AGGAGGAAGGACAUUUAACUCUCAGCUCUUUUCUUUUUGUUGCUGUGGAGAUGAGUCCUCUGACACGUGUUCUCUUUGGCUGUGCUCUCCUGACUGUGUCCGCAGGAGAAAUGUACACAUCGCUGCUGAACGUCAGGCAGGCGAUCAGUGUUGAACGGAAGCUGAUCGAUGACCUGAGAACUUACAUUGACCACGAGUUUGAGAGGCUGCAGGACAUCAGGCGUUUUUACACCAAAGUGUCUGACCUGCACACUGGACUUUAUAAAGGCCCGGCAGCUGCGAUGGCGAACCCACUGGUGGCCUUCACCCUGAUCAAGCGGCUGCAUUCAGAGUGGCUGAAUGUCAUCUACAACAGCGAAGCCUCUGAGAACACACAAGCCCUCAGGUCCAGUUACGAGGAGGAAGAAGCUGAACUGCCUAAACUGGAAGACCUCCAGGGGGCCGCCAAGGGGCUGAUGAGGCUGCAGGAUGUGUAUGGUCUCCAGGUUGAGAGCCUCGUGAGGGGUCGCUUCCAGAGAGUCACAAAUGGAAAGCCUGCUGAUAUCUGCAUGCCCGCAGUCUCUGUGCCACUGUCUGGUGACGACUGCUUUCUGGUUGGAAAGGUGGCCUACGAGCAGGAGGACUACUACCACUCGGUGCAGUGGUUGGAGGAGUCGGUGCGUCUCUUCAGAGGAGUCGAGUGGAGCCCUGAGAAUGAAGGCACUUUGGAGGAUGCUCUGGAUCACCUGGCCUUCUCUCACUUUAAAACAGGAAACGUCUCCUACGCUCUGAGUCUCUCUCAGGAGUUACUGCAUCACGAUCCAAAGAAUGGAAGAGUUCUGCAGAAUGUUGAGAAAUACGAGAAGCUGCUGGUGUCUGCGAGUCCACCCAGGAGCAACGGGUUGAGGAGACCUUCAUCCGAUCACUUAAGGACCAGGGACACAUACGAGAAACUCUGUCAGACCCAAGGCUCUCAGCCAAUGCAUUUUGAAAACCCCAGACUAUUCUGUGACGACUUCACCAAUGGUAAUCCCGGCCUGCUGCUGAUGCCAGUGAGGCGAGAGGUGCUGAGCCUGCAGCCGUACGUGGUCCUCUACCACGAUUUCAUCACUCGCUCAGAGGCUGAAGACAUCAAGCAUGUCGCCCAGCCAGGAUUUAGAAGGUCUGUGGUGGCAACUGGAGAGAAGCAAGCAACGGCAGAGUAUCGCAUCAGCAAGAGUGCCUGGCUGAAGAACUCAGCUCACGCCAUCGUUGGGAAGCUGGACCAGAGGAUCUCUAUGCUCACAGGCCUGAACGUGCAGCAUCCGUAUGGCGAGUACCUCCAAGUGGUGAAUUAUGGGAUCGGUGGCCAUUAUGAGCCUCACUUUGAUCAUGCUACAUCACCGUCCAGUCCUGUGUUCAAGCUGAAAACUGGGAAUCGAGUGGCAACAUUCAUGAUAUAUGAGCACAUAAACACAAGACACUACUGUGAAGGAAUGUCCUUUUCCACAGCUCAGCUCUGUCGAGGCAGGUGGCUCCACAGCCUUCAUCUACGCCAACUUCAGCGCUCCUGUCGUGGAGAGAGCUGCUAUCUUCUGGUGGAACCUCCACAGAAAUGGCGAUGGAGACGUCGACACCCUGCACGCCGGCUGCCCCGUGCUCAUUGGAGAUAAAUGGGUGGCAAACAAGUGGAUCCAUGAGUAUGGUCAAGAGUUCCUACAUCGCUGCAGCCUGAAUCCAGAAGAGUGAGAGGCAUGGAGCAUUAGCUGGGCCCCUCGGAGUACAAGAGCCGGCCUCUACAAUUGAGAGGCACACUUACAGGCAAGGAGAAGGAGGCAGCCAAAAAGUGAGCACACAGGCAGGGGAGCUGAGAGCUGUGGAGGGGGGGGGGCUGUAUCUGUGACUGGAGCCCCUGCACCCAGGGAGCCUGGAGCACACACUGCUGCAGUGCACAUGGAUCACACAGCGCUGAGAGGCGGGGUGGAAGAAGAGUGGGGCAGUUGGAAAUUGGGCCCCCAGAGGCCAGAUUCUGCUUCUGCAGAUGGAGAGAGGCCUCUGCCUUCGCACACUGUGCUGGUUUCAGUUAACUGUGCAAGGCUGUUUACCUCCCGCUUGCUUAAAAACUGAACUUCUCAUGCAGCUCCUUUCCUAUGCUGGCCCCACUCAAGGGUCUGUCAUUACAAAUCAACACAGCAGAACUUCUUGGAUACUCAGAAUAAGUGUGCAUAAGCAGAUGCACAAGACAUUAACAAAUAUCCAUGUGUGUAUGAUGGUGUUGACAGAAAUAAAUGUCUCUUCUGGA
This is a messenger RNA of Paralichthys olivaceus (Japanese flounder), 2260 nucleotides long. It is a transcript of the gene p4ha3, whose product is annotated as prolyl 4-hydroxylase, alpha polypeptide III. Gene Ontology annotation, molecular function: iron ion binding; L-ascorbic acid binding; procollagen-proline 4-dioxygenase activity. Gene Ontology annotation, cellular component: endoplasmic reticulum. Gene Ontology annotation, biological process: peptidyl-proline hydroxylation to 4-hydroxy-L-proline. The record is from RefSeq and is a predicted model, not a curated record. NCBI's taxonomy places the organism in Eukaryota, Metazoa, Chordata, Actinopteri, Pleuronectiformes, Paralichthyidae.